UAAAGGGACAAAAAUUAUUUAAAUGGAGCAUGAGCCUGCUUUUUUAGUUUUAACUACUCUUCUUAGUCUUCUACAGUUCUAUACUACUCUAUUUCUCUCUGCCAAAUAAUUGCAACUAAGCAGCAUCCUCCAUCUCUCUAUCCUUCUUCAUUCAUUCUGAAUUUCGGGAACAAUGUCUGACAAAAUCACAGCUGAAAACCUUCUUAACACCCUUGUGGAAACAAUUUCUCAUGCUGAGCAUAAAAAAUCUGUAUCAUUCUUUGAAGAAGAGAAGCCUAACUCAGUGAGCUCCCAAUUCAAUAGACUGUUUGGACGCCAGAAACCCGUGCACCAUCUUCUAGGGGGUGGAAAAUCUGCUGAUGUCUUGUUGUGGAGGAACAAGAAGAUCUCUGCUGGCGUUUUAACUGGUGCAACAGCUAUAUGGGUGGUUUUUGAAUGGCUUAAUUAUAAUUUCCUAACACUUUUGUUCUUUGCUCUGGCUCUUGGCAUGCUUGCACAGUUUCUUUGGGCUAAUGCUUCUGGCGUGUUUGGCAGGAAGUCAUCUAAAGUUCCUCGUUUUGUUCUCCCAGAAGAUUUCAUUGUGAAUAUUGCAACUGCGGUUGGCUUUGAGGUUAACCGUGGUUUGAGGGUUCUUCAAGAUGCUUCUUGUGGAGGAAACCUUAAGCAAUUUCUUCUUGUUGUAGUAAGCUUAUGGGCUGGUGCUGUGAUUGGGAGCUGGUGCAAUUUUUUGACUGUCAUGUAUAUUGGUUUUGUUGCUGCUCAUACAUUCCCAGUUCUGUAUGAAAGGUAUGAGGAUCAAGUUGAUGACUUUGUGUACAAGUUCCUUGGUCAGAUGCGAAAUCAAUAUCAGAAGCUGGAUUCUGGCUUGCUUAGCAAAAUCCCCAAUGGAAAGUUCAAAGGGAAGAAGCAUGAAUAGGUUCAUCCUUAUGUAAAUUGUUUGAUUGUCUGUAUCCUAUUCUAACUUAAGAUGGAAUUGAGGGAAAAACCUUAAUGAAGUAACUAGGGAAAAAGAAUGAUUUGUGUCAUGUGGUUACUGAUAUUUAUUUUGUGCUAUGUUGGGGGCUUCAAAAUUUGUGCUGUCAUUAUUUGUCAUUAUUGGGAGAUUGUGAAGGCUUACAAAACAGAGUUGGAUAUUAUGUAAACCUAUGUAAAAGGAAUUUUUUAUCUUCA
Molecule: messenger RNA, 1170 nt
Organism: Lotus japonicus
Lineage: Eukaryota; Viridiplantae; Streptophyta; Magnoliopsida; Fabales; Fabaceae
Product: reticulon-like protein B8
Exons: 6
Coding region: 173-916 (247 amino acids)
Source: RefSeq, a predicted model, not a curated record